Molecule: messenger RNA, 1371 nt
Organism: Rosa rugosa (rugosa rose)
Lineage: Eukaryota; Viridiplantae; Streptophyta; Magnoliopsida; Rosales; Rosaceae
Exons: 7
Coding region: 1-1251 (416 amino acids)
Molecular function (GO): nucleic acid binding; RNA-DNA hybrid ribonuclease activity
Source: RefSeq, a predicted model, not a curated record
AUGGCACUCUGGGUCAUAUGGUCUGAAAGAAAUAAUGUUUUGUGGAAUGGGAAUUUCUUCUGUGCAUCUAAUGCUGCUCAAUGGGCUAGUAAAUUUCUUGAGGAAUAUCAGCAACUUCAUGUGCAUGGAAAUGUGAAAGGUAAAAGGGAAAAGACCAAAUGGCAGAACCCUCCUAGUGGGCGUCUAAAAGUGAAUGUGGAUGAGAGUUACCGGGCUGAUUAUAGUGAUGGUGGAGUGGGAGUUGUGAUACGUGAUGAAAAUGGUAUGUGUUUGUCAGCUCUGGCUCGGUAUUUCCCACAUGCUUCAUCUGCUUUACAUAUGGAGGCUGAAGCAUGUAGGGCUAGGCUCUUAUUGGCAAUCCAUCAGGACAUGACCGUUAUUGACAUUGAGAGUGAUUGUUCCCUUGUUGUCACUGCUCUACAGCGUGAGGUGGAAGAUAGAUCUGACAGUGGGCAUAUUAUCGAUGAUUAUGAGACUCCUGUUAUUAUUCGGGAUGUUCUCUAUAAGGAUGUUUGUAAUCUUUCUAAUGUAGCAUGGGGUUCAGGUACUUUUGAGUCUGUAAAGACUGUAUUUUGUAAUUUUCGUUAUAAGUUGAAGAAACAUUUUGAGAAAUUUUCAACAAUCGAGGAAGCAAUUGAAAACAAACACGAUGAUGUCAAGACUCAGGAAGAAUGGGAGUUUCUCUGUGCUCGUUUUUCUAGUGAAAAGUUUCAGAUUCGUUCAGAGAAGAAUGCUAUAAAUAGGUCAAAGUUGACACAUCACCACAAAGCUGGGUCAAAGUCAUUUAUGUCUCACCAAGAGCAAAUUGCAGCACAGACUGGAGAGAUGCAAGGUGCAAUUGAUCGCUUUGAAACAGAGUACAAAAGCACUAAAAAAGGUUGGGACUUGGGAGCAAAAGCAAAGUGGGAUGAAAUGAUUAAGAUGCGAACUGAGACAACUCAACCUGAUGGAACUCGGACAAUGACAGAUGAUGAAAUUUGUGCAAAAGUCCUCGGAGUCAAAUCAGGCUACAUCAAGGGUUGUGGUUUUGGCCCUAGACCUCCACCAUCAAGGGUCUCUCAUUCGUCGAUAAAUGAAAUGUCUGAAAAGAACAAAGAGUUGCAAGAACAGCUUCAAGAGACCCAACACCUUGUAGGGACUCAACAACAAAAGAUUGAUGCACAAAAUGAGGUGAUCCAAAGAUUGGAGGAGCAAGCCAAAAAGUUUGAGGAGUUCAUGGCUAACUUUUCCAGGCAACAUCCAUCAAGUUAGUAUCUUUAUUAGAGAACUUAAACAUGGAGAAAUAAUUUUUUAGAUCAUCUUGAUUUUGUUAUUGGUUUUAGACUAUUUUUGUUACUCCUUAUGUUAGGAAACACUUUGAUUGUUACUUUG